Suillus fuscotomentosus is the source of this 1509-nucleotide messenger RNA. RefSeq lists its product as uncharacterized. The record is from RefSeq and is a predicted model, not a curated record. Gene Ontology annotation, biological process: peptidyl-lysine monomethylation. The coding region runs from base 1 to 1509 and encodes 502 amino acids. The transcript has 9 exons. Lineage: Eukaryota; Fungi; Basidiomycota; Agaricomycetes; Boletales; Suillaceae. Gene Ontology annotation, cellular component: nucleus. Gene Ontology annotation, molecular function: protein binding; protein-lysine N-methyltransferase activity.
AUGGAUGGUUUUGUUGCUUGGUUUCAACACAAUGGUGGGGUCUUGGAUACUUCGAUGAUAGCCAUCACCGAUUUUCCUGGCAGUGGACGUGGUGCGGUCGCACUCCAGGAUAUACCUGAAAACCAUACAAUUUUCAUGCUUCCUCGUUCAUUAACACUUUCAACUCAGACCUCGAGCCUUCCUUCUGCAUUCGGUUUUGAAGAAUGGAGAAAGCACAAAUUGCACAAGGGUUGGGCUGGGCUGAUUCUUUGUAUGAUGUGGGAGGAAGCUCAAGGAAACCAAGGAAAGUGGAUUACAUAUCUCGCGUCACUCCCGACGCAAUUCGACACCCCAAUAUUUUGGAGUGACGAAGAACUACAAGAGCUCCAAGGGACGGCUGUGGUAGACAAGAUAGGUCGGGAUGAGGCUGAACGCGAUUAUCACGAGAAGCUAACUCCGGCGAUCAAGACUCGACCGGAUCUUUUCCCCUCUGAUCAAAUCGAUACAUGGUACACACUUCAUCAGUAUCAUAUCACAGGCAGCCGAAUUCUAUCUCGAAGCUUCAAUGUAGAGAGGUGGGAAAGUGGAAUUGAGCAGGAUGCCGAACAUGUCACAGAAGAAGACAGUAAUGAGAACACCCAGGCCAACACGAGUAUUGGGAGCGCAAUGGAUGUUGACGAUUCGGCAGAUAGUGGUGAAGCUGUGGAUGAAGAAAGCAGUGACAGAGGUAGUGAUCAUGAGGAGAUAGAGGAUACAUCGGAUAUUGCAAUGGUGCCUAUGGCUGAUAUCCUGAAUGCUCGAUAUGACUCUGUCAAUGCGAAACUUUUCUACGAGAAGCACCAUCUUCAAAUGGUCACCACGAUGCCCAUCAAAGCUGGAGAACAAAUAUUCAAUACAUACGGCGACCUGCCCAACUCAGACCUGCUCCGGCGCUACGGACAUGUUGAUCUUGUGCCGUGUCCCCAUCUAAAGGGUUCGCUUGGAAAUCCACAAGACGUCGUGGAAAUACGAGCAGACCUUGUUGUCAACGUUGUUUGUGAUGAUCUGUCUACUGGCGAGACAUAUCGGCGACGGAUCGACUGGUGGCUCGACGAAGGGGGCGAUGACGUUUUCAUUAUCGACGCAGACCCAGUUCUCCCUGCAGCGCUGACAUCUUUCAUAAGACUUCUCCUUCUCACCCAAGAAGAAUGGGAAAAAACACGGGAGAAAGGGCGUUUCCCGAAAGCCAAGUUUGAUCACCAAGUCUCUCCGUUAUUACGCAGGAUAUUCGAGAUGCGCUUGACUAGUUAUCAAUCGCCAGAUCUUGAAGUUGACGCAAAGCUUCUUGCAUCCGAAUCACUCACGCUCAACAAGAGACAUGCCAUCGUAGUGCGGCUCGGGGAGAAGCAGAUUCUAGCAGGUGCACUUGAAACCCUGCGCUUCAUGGAUGCGGCCUUGAGUGACGUCGGGGGUAAUGGAUCUAAAGGCAAGAGGCGUGUUGCAAGUGGGGGUACGACGGGUGGAGGAAAAUCGAAAAAGGCCAGGCAUUGA